Messenger RNA from Asparagus officinalis (garden asparagus), 2530 nucleotides. RefSeq names its product sucrose nonfermenting 4-like protein. Lineage: Eukaryota; Viridiplantae; Streptophyta; Magnoliopsida; Asparagales; Asparagaceae. The record is from RefSeq and is a predicted model, not a curated record. The coding region runs from base 511 to 1989 and encodes 492 amino acids. The transcript has 13 exons.
AUUCUCUUUUUAUUUAAUCUCUCGUCUACUCCUAUUUCCUUCGUUUAUUUGCGAUCCAAAAAAUACCAAUCGCUCAGAAAACGGCGCGCUUCCGGCGAGAAAAUUUUGGUCAGUUUUAUGCUGUUUUGGCGUCGAAUUAGGGUAUCUCAUUUUCGAUUUUGCAAAAGGAAAUUUUAAUUUUGGGGGAAUUGCGGAAGUUAGCGUUUGGGCCGAGAUCUAUAAGAAUUUGAGCUGGUUUGGGCGGAAAACUGGAUUCUUAGGUUGGAUUCUUGAAAUUGGAUGUGAAUUAGGGUUUGUUUAAUCUUCUGAGAUUGGAAUGAGCGAUCAGUGAGGGAACCUCUGGUGGAAGAGGAUCCCGUUGCCCGAGGAAGCUCAAAUUAGGGUUAGGGUUCCUUUUGACUGCAAUGGGACUUUCUGUUUUCGUUCUUCCAUGAGUUAUUGUGUUGAACUGAAGAAUUGGGGUAGAAACUGGCUGUUUGAGUCCAAGGGUAAGUUAGAAAUCUGAAAGAAAUGUUUUUUCCGGGGUCGAAUAAUUCACAAGACACGAGUGGAGUUGUGCUAGUCCCUACGCGGUUUGUAUGGCCUUACGGAGGGCGAAGAGUUUUCGUCUCUGGCACUUUUACAAGGUGGUCUGAACCUGUAUUGAUGUCGCCUGUGGAGGGUUGCCCUAACGUUUUUCAGGCUAUAUGUGGCGUGACUCCCGGUUUUCACCAGUACAAGUUCUAUGUUGACGGUGAGUGGAGGCAUGAUGAGCGUCAACCCCAUGUGACCGGAAAUUAUGGAAUAGUGAACACUUUGCUCCUAACCAGAGAGCUAGACCCUGUUCCACCAAGUUUGGGCACCGAUACACAUGAAAAUAGGAUGAACAUGGAUGUAGAAAAUGACGUCUUUCAGUGUGCGGUGGCAUUGUCAGGUGGUGCCACACAGGAGGCAACUAUGGCGAUUUCAGAGGCUGAUGUAGAGAUCUCUUGCCACCGUAUAUCUGAGUUUUUGUCAACAUACACUGCAUAUGAGUUGCUUCCAGAUUCAGGAAAGGUCAUUGCUCUUGAUGUAAAUUUACCUGUGAAGCAAGCUUUUCAUAUCCUAUAUGAGCAGGGAAUUCCUGUGGCUCCUUUGUGGGACUCUUACAAGAAACAAUUUGUUGGAGUACUCAGUCCGUUGGACUUCAUAUUAAUUUUGAGGGAGCUUGGAAACCAUGGAUCAAAUCUGACACAAGAAGAACUCGAGACGCACACAAUAUCUGCUUGGAAAGAAGGAAGACAACUACUUUAUGGACAAGUUGACGAACACGGAAGACCAAUUGAAAAGCGUCUAGUUCACGCUGGUGCCUAUGAUUCAUUGAAAGAUGUAGCUGUAAAGAUAUUGCAGAAUGGUGUGGCCACAGUUCCCAUUAUCCAUUCUCCUUUUCGAGAUGGAUCUUUUCCACAGCUACUCCAUAUUGCAUCCCUCUCAGGAAUACUGACAUGUAUUUGCAGGCACUUUAGACACACUUCUAAUUCUUUGCCUAUUCUACAACAACCAAUAUGCACAAUCCCCUUAGGGACGUGGGUUCCUAGACUUGGGGAAACAAAUGGUCGCCCACUGGCAAUGUUGAGGCCGAAUGCAUCACUCGGGUCCGCUUUAGCUUUGCUAGUUCAAGCUCAGGUUAGUUCGAUACCAAUUGUUGAUGAUAAUGAUUCUUUGCUGGAUACAUAUUCUAGAAGUGACAUCACAGCCUUGGCAAAAGAUAGAGUGUACGCACAGAUCCGCCUUGAUGAGAUGAGUGUCCAUCAGGCUAUUCAGCUUAGGCAAGAUUCAAGUUCUCCAAAUGGGUUUUUUGAUGGGCAGAGAUGCCAAAUGUGUCUUCGCACCGAUCACUUGCUGAAAGUUAUCGAACGAUUGGCAAAUCCAGGGGUUCGUCGUGUAAUCAUUGUUGAAGCUGGAAGCAAGAGAGUUGAAGGCAUUGUUUCUCUGAGUGAUGUGUUCAGGUUCUUGCUCGGUUUGCCAUGAAGUAACUUUUUGGAUGCGAUUGGAUCUCUCUGAUGUCGUUGAAUCUUCUGUUUGCAUAACGAGCGAAUCCACAGCCUCCAAUUUAUUCUGUUUGGCUGAUGGAAUCAUUUAUGGAUUUUCUUUCAAUUGGAUAGGCCUCAAUUGUUAGGGCCUGGUCUUUCAAAAGAAAAGGCCACAAGAGGUCUGUAAAUGUUAGGAUUUUUUUGGGGGUAUUUUCAUGCUAUCUUCUAAUUGUUGUUAAUUGGAUACGCUUCAUUGUGCUGGUGAUGUUUUCUGCUGUCCUUUAAAGCUUGGUGCUUUAAUUUUACCAGCUGAAUGCGUGGAAGGAAGACAGAAGAAAUGUCAGGUGGCGAACUGACAACCAGCUUGGUAGUUCUAAGACCAGUCACAGGCUAUGAUACUUUCGCUACAAUAGUUGAUAGGAUCCAGGUCAUUCUUAUUGUUUUUUCAUUUGUAGAUUGUUACCUUUGUUACUUCAUGUAGCUUACGCUUCAUAGGAAAAAACACAGUAUGAUUGAAGUGGUUUAUUUUGAAUUACGUA